GCUCGGGAGAUUUCAGAUUUGUCGAUUUGCUCAGCAAUGGCGCCACCGAUUGAGGUUUCUACCAAAAGCUACGUUGAGAAACAUGUUCCACUUCCUACUCUUAAUGAGAGGAUACUUUCGUCCAUGAGCCACAGAUCAGUUGCUGCACACCCAUGGCAUGAUCUCGAGAUAGGACCUGAAGCCCCAAUUAUCUUCAAUUGUGUGGUUGAGAUAGGAAAAGGGAGCAAGGUGAAGUAUGAACUCGACAAAACUACCGGUCUCAUUAAGGUCGAUCGUAUUCUUUACUCAUCUGUCGUAUACCCACACAACUAUGGGUUCAUUCCGCGUACCCUUUGUGAGGACAGUGACCCUAUUGAUGUUCUUGUCAUUAUGCAGGAACCGGUGAUCCCAGGAUGCUUUCUUCGGGCCAAAGCUAUUGGUCUGAUGCCAAUGAUUGACCAGGGUGAGAAAGACGACAAGAUUAUUGCUGUCUGCGCUGAUGAUCCAGAGUAUCGCCAUUACAACGACAUCAGUGAGCUUCCGCCUCAUCGUAUGGCUGAGAUCCGCCGUUUCUUUGAAGACUAUAAGAAAAACGAGAACAAGGAAGUAGCCGUUAACGACUUCCUUCCUGCAACUGCAGCCUACGACGCAGUUCAGCAUUCCAUGGAUCUCUAUGCGGACUACGUGGUGGAGAACCUAAGACGUUGAUUUACCUCCCAAGCUAUGAAAUGAAAGCUCUAUAAAUAUACAUACAUAUGUUAGGAUUCUCAAAGGAUAUAUUUGUGUAUGUCCUCUGAUGAAUCCGUUAGAUGAUGCCGAUAAUUCAAAGACUAAAACAGGGAUUUUACC
This is a messenger RNA of Arabidopsis arenosa, 828 nucleotides long. The record is from the annotation of a GenBank genome assembly. Lineage: Eukaryota; Viridiplantae; Streptophyta; Magnoliopsida; Brassicales; Brassicaceae.